AUGAAUCUGACUUCUGGGUCUGAUCCGGCCCACUUCUUCCCUGACAAACCUUCUGGUGGCUCUUUCCAGCAAUGGUCCAGGUACUGGAAUUUGCAUAACAUUAGUAUUUUGUCAAGAAAAGGAGGAAACAAUUCUGAGUCCGCACUUAACAUGACCUUCCAGCUGCCUGAAGAGGAAUUUGAUCCACUGGGAGGUCACACUGUGUGGCAGGUCAUCAUCAUCGUCUUCCUCACCGGUUCCCUUUCUUUCGUCACUGUUGUUGGCAACAUCCUGGUUUUAAUGUCCUUCAAGGUAAAUAAGAGUCUGAAGACGGUUAACAACUACUACCUGCUCAGUCUGGCCUUCGCUGACCUGACUAUCGGCACUUUGUCAAUGAAUCUCUAUACUACCUACAUCAUCAUGGGCCAGUGGGCUCUGGGGCCAGUGGUUUGUGACUUGUGGCUUGCAAUAGACUAUGUGGCCAGUAACGCCUCCGUCAUGAACCUGCUCGUCAUCAGCUUUGACAGGUAUUUUUCUGUGACCAGACCUUUGACCUAUCGGGCCAAACGAACAACCAAGCGAGCCAUGACCAUGAUUGGACUAGCCUGGUCCAUCUCUUUCAUUCUCUGGGCCCCGGCCAUACUGUUCUGGCAGUACAUUGUGGGUGAGCGCACGGUCCAGCCAAAUGAGUGCUAUAUCCAGUUCUUGUCCGAGCCCAUAAUUACCUUCUGCACUGCUAUUGCUGCAUUCUACUUACCAGUGAGUAUCAUGGCCAUUUUGUUUUGGAAGAUCUACCAGGAAACAGAGAAGAGAGCUAAAGAUAUACAAAGUCUCAAGGGAUCUGGGUCAGGCACCAACCCGAGUCAGGCUCAGAACCUGGACAAUGGCGGUGGAAAAGAUGCAGCUGGCAGCCAGAGGAUGUCAUUGAUCAUGCUGCGCCAGAUGAGCUCCCAAAGCGCCAGCAGUAGUGAAAUCUGUUUGUCUUCUCCAGAGAGAAACAGGAACAAUAAUUCCAAUUCACCAGGAGUGGAUAACCAGAAGUGCUGUAGAACGCUAUGUUUUCAAUUCUCAGCCUUCUGGACUCGUUACCCUGCAUCAAACAGAUCCUGCAACACAACAACAAGUACAGUAGAGGAGGCGGAGUGCAGCAGCGUUAACGGUGACAUGGCUGCUGCUUCAGAGGUGAAGAAGAACAGCCAAAAUUAUGAAAGCGUCAAAGUUCAGAAAGGCUCAGAUGGACUUACUCCCUCAUCUUCUCUUGACCAGUCAGUUGCUAAGGCAACCAGAGAUGCUGUGCUUGUCAAACGCUUUGCCACUAAAGCAAAAAUGGAGAUCAAUAAGCGUAAAAAUGAAAAAAAAGCAAAUGAAAAGAAAGCAGCAAGAACUCUGAGCGCUAUUCUGUUUGCAUUCAUAACCACGUGGCUGCCAUACAACAUCAUGGUGUUGGUCAACACUUUCUGUCAGGACUGUAUUCCAGAAUCUCUGUGGGCUCUGGGGUACUGGCUGUGUUAUGUUAACAGCACAGUGAACCCCAUGUGCUAUGCUCUGUGUAACAAGACCUUCCGGACAACCUUUAGGGAUAUAUUAAUAUGCCAGUGGAAUCAAAACAGGAACAAGCCCAAUUUUAAUCAAAGGCAAGCUGUUAGCUCCCGAAAGGAGCCUAGAUAG
Molecule: messenger RNA, 1647 nt
Organism: Gambusia affinis (western mosquitofish)
Lineage: Eukaryota; Metazoa; Chordata; Actinopteri; Cyprinodontiformes; Poeciliidae
Product: muscarinic acetylcholine receptor M1-like
Exons: 4
Coding region: 1-1647 (548 amino acids)
Biological process (GO): G protein-coupled receptor signaling pathway, coupled to cyclic nucleotide second messenger; adenylate cyclase-inhibiting G protein-coupled acetylcholine receptor signaling pathway; regulation of vascular associated smooth muscle contraction
Cellular component (GO): plasma membrane; synapse; dendrite
Molecular function (GO): G protein-coupled serotonin receptor activity; G protein-coupled acetylcholine receptor activity
Source: RefSeq, a predicted model, not a curated record